AUGUUGUAUAUACCAUCCAUCCGUAGAUGGAGCAGGAGAGGCAAGCCCGUUACGUACAGAAAGAAGUCUGCCACCACCAUAUACAGUGUCCAUGUCGCACCUCUUGAAGAUCGUAGUGCAUACAGAUUGAGCAGGAGGGGAGCAAGAGCGAUGCCUCAGUGUCGACGACCAAUCAUGAAUUUCCACUUUGCAAAGCCCAGAGAUGAACAGAGUCAAUCGCCCUUCUUUCGACUCCCACGGGAACUACACGCUGAAAUCAUCACCCUCUGUGUACCAACAUCUUGGCAACGAUUUCGCAAGCACCACCAAGACGAACACAAAAAGCCUUCGUGGCUCAUCAAAGCCGAACGGCGCCUGCCAGCCUUGUUCAGCACGUGCCAGGAAAUGUUAGCAAGGGCACCCAACAAGUGGACCAGACAAGUCAAGCUAUAUGAGAAUGCGAUUACCAUCAACGGUGAAGCCGAGACUCUUCCCAACAGACACGAUGACUACCAGAAUCUGUGA
Messenger RNA from Fusarium verticillioides 7600, 504 nucleotides. RefSeq lists its product as hypothetical. Bases 1 to 504 code for a protein of 167 amino acids. NCBI's taxonomy places the organism in Eukaryota, Fungi, Ascomycota, Sordariomycetes, Hypocreales, Nectriaceae. The record is from RefSeq and is a predicted model, not a curated record. The transcript is spliced from 5 exons.